AUGAAACAAGAGCAAUUGAUUAACUUUAUGCCAUCUGAUAAAAGUGCUGGUGCAAACCAUUCUGAAUUUGUUAGUGCUUUGCAUAAUGACUCCUUCAAAGUGUACGACAUUGAGAAGAAGAAACUGAAAGCAUUGUUGAAAACAGUAGAUCGAAUUAGCUUGACUACAGAUUUGUGGCGAUCAAGGCCUCAAAAGAUCGAAUACAUGGUUUUAACAGCUCAUUUUGUAGAUCCGCAAUGGAAGCUUCAGAAGCGGGUGCUCAAUUUUGUCCACUUGCCUCCUCCACGUAAAGGUCCUAAUAUAGCAGAUUGCAUCUUAACAUGCUUAAGAGAGUGGGAAAUUGAAGACAAAAUUUUCACAAUCUCGGUGGACAAUGCAACUGCAAAUGAUUCUUGUAUUCAAAUUUUGAAGGAUAAUUUUGCAUCUAAUGGAAGGUUGUUAUGCAAUGGAAGGUUAUUUCAUGUGCGUUGUUGUGCACAUAUCCUCAAUAUAAUGGUUCAACAUGGGCUUCAACAAGUGAAGAGCAUCAUUGAAAGAGUACAUGACAGCGUGGACUUUUUGAACUCAAGUGAAGCACGACUUAAACGGUUUGGUGAGCUUGUUAGCCAAUACAACUUGCAAUCACGGAAAUUAGUCCUUGAAUGCAAGACUCGCUGGAAUUCAACUUAUGAUAUGUUGGAUUGUGCUAUCAAGUUUAGAAAGGUAUUUCCUAGAUAUGCUUUACAUGAUAAUAGUUAUGAUUGCUGUCCUGAUGAUGAUGAGUGGGAAAAGAUUGAAAAAUUGCUUCAAGACUUAAAAGUUUUUAAAGACACUACUAACAUCAUAUCAGGUUCAGAAUAUCCAACUUCUAACUUGUUUCUUACUGAGGUGCAUAGAGUUAAAGUCCUGUUGGAUCAAAAAGCUGAGUCUCCUGAUGAUUUUGUUAAGAGUAUGGUUCAAAACAUGAAACAAAGGUUCGACAAGUAUUGGGGUGAAUGCAAUAUGCUUAUGUCAAUAGGAGCUGUAUUGGACCCAAGAUUAAAAUUGAGGGUUCUAGAGAUUACAUUCCCCAAACUGUUUCCUUCACAUGUAGCUCGGGAAAACAUUAGUAAAGUUAGAGAACUAAUAUAUCAAUUGUAUGACGAAUAUGUGAGAAUGCAUUCUUCCUUUACUGAUGAAGAAAGUUCAGAAUGUGAAGUUGCUUCAAGUGUUGUGGAAUGA
Messenger RNA from Spinacia oleracea (spinach), 1200 nucleotides. Its product is annotated as zinc finger BED domain-containing protein RICESLEEPER 2-like. Lineage: Eukaryota; Viridiplantae; Streptophyta; Magnoliopsida; Caryophyllales; Amaranthaceae. Bases 1 to 1200 code for a protein of 399 amino acids. Gene Ontology annotation, molecular function: DNA binding. The record is from RefSeq and is a predicted model, not a curated record. The transcript is spliced from 3 exons.